AUGGUUGUUAAUUUUCAAUGGCCAUGGUUGGGAGUAAUAAUACCUUGCGUGUUGAUCGCUGGAAUAGGGUAUGGUUCGCACCUUUUCGUAUUUGCGGCGUAUCUAUCUAACGAAAAGCAAAUCAUAUUCGAAGUCCUUUUAUCGAUAUUGUGGUUCUCCUACUACCUUGCCAUAGUAACAGAUGCUGGCACUCCACCCAAAAAUUUCCAACCGCCAGAAGGUGAAUGGAAAAGAUGGUGUAAAAAAUGUAAAAACUACAAACCUGAGAGAUCCCAUCAUUGUAAGACCUGCAAGAAGUGUGUACUUCAAAUGGACCAUCACUGCCCUUGGACUUAUAAUUGUGUUGGGCAUUCGAAUUUACCUCACUUCUUGAGAUUUUUGGUAUGGGUAAUGGUAUGUACCACAUUUGUAGCCGUAGAGUUGGGGAAAGUUGCCUUAAAAUAUUACGAGGAUAGAAACUUGCCCUCCUAUCUUGUGAAUAAGGUUGAGAUGUUUGCAGUUAUACUUUUAUUACCCUUAGACAUCUUUGUAUUGGCGUCAAUAUUGAUACUUUUCAUAAGGUGUGUUAUCAACUUUGCAUUCAAAGGGAUGACGCAGAUCGAGGUAUGGGAAUUGGAAAGAAUUGAGAGCCAAAUACGAAAUGGUAGAAUUUGGACCCAAAUAAAGAAAAAUUAUCGUGCCUUGCAUGGAAAGGAGUUGCCAAAAUUGGUCAGUUGGAGUAAGCAUUCGCGGUUCCAUGAGGAAGAACCUGAACUUGAGGAAGAUGAUAUAUCUGACUUAGAAGGGUACGAGUAUGAAAUUGAGGAAAGUAUAGAAGAAGAGGAAGACGCAGUUGCUAGUAGUGUAGUUAGUAAAACUGAAACUAGGCACGACUUUACUUCUGAUGAUUUGAUAUUUCCUUAUGACUUGGGGUUCUGGCGAAAUUUAACCGAUGCAUGUGGAAGUCCAUUGGUGUGGAUGUUUCCCUGGGGUAAACCUAGAACCCUGGGUUAUCUAUUUAUAAAAAAUGAGGAUGUGGAAGAGGAUCAGUUAGGGUUGCCUUGGCCUCCUGACGGAGGGCACCAAGAGAAUCUUGAAGGUUUUGUCGAUGAGCUUGACUCAAUUCAAUUAGAAGACUUAUCAGAAGAAGGAAAGAGAAGGAAGCUUAUGAGAAUCAGGGACCCAAGGAGUACAUUGAGAAGAACUGAAUGGAUGAACGAUUUUGGAGAGACUUUGGACGAUUUCGGGGUCGACCUCGACGCUGAGGACGCUGAGAAUGACCAUUUGUUAGCUAAAUAG
Molecule: messenger RNA, 1278 nt
Organism: Dujonia railenensis
Lineage: Eukaryota; Fungi; Ascomycota; Pichiomycetes; Serinales; Debaryomycetaceae
Source: the annotation of a GenBank genome assembly